AUGGCCGCUUCACUGGCAGAGCCACAGCUCUUCACCGUAUCCGUUCCGGACGCUGACCUUGCGCUCUUGCGCCAGAAACUGGACUUGACACGCUUCCCGGACGAGCUGGACGACGCGGCGUGGAACUACGGCGUGCCGCUUGCGAAUGUGAAGAGGCUCGUUGCGAGGUGGAAAGACGGGUAUGACUGGCGCGCUGCAGAGGCUAGCAUCAACGAGAUCCCCAUGGAGGGCUUUGGCACGCUGAACGUCCAUUACGUCCAUCAGAAGAGCGAAGUGAAGAAUGCGAUUCCGCUACUGUUCUCGCACGGAUGGCCCGGUCACUUCCUCGAGGUCCAGAAGCUGCUCCCGCUGUUGACCUCCGCGUCACCAGAUCACCCCAGCUUUCACGUCGUUGCCCCUAGUCUGCCGAACUUUGGCUUCUCUGAGGGUGUGAAGAAACAGGGAUUCGCGAUUGUUCAGUAUGCUGAGACAUGUCACAAGCUCAUGCUUGCUCUGGGCUACUCUGAAUACGUGGUGCAGGGAGGAGACUGGGGCUCACAAGUCAUCAGAACCAUGGCAGCCAAUUAUGGCGUUAAAGCCGUGAAGGCAUGGCAUACAAACGAUACUUCUUCGAUCGGCCCACCAUCGUUCUCGCGCUUCCCUCGGCUCUGGCUUCAGCAUCUGCUCACACCCUAUACCGAGGCCGAACGUGCACGCAUCAAGCGCAAUGAGUUGUUCAUGCAGAAAGGACGGGGCUACAGCACCGAGCAGGGUACGCAGCCGCAGACCCUCGGGUACUCCCUCGCGGACUCGCCUGCGGGCUUGCUCGCGUGGAUGUACGAGAAGCUCGUGCUCUGGUCGGAUGACUAUCCUUGGGAGGACGACGAGGUCCUGACGUGGAUCUCAAUUUACUGGUUCUCUCGAGCGGGCCCUGCCGCCUCUGCAAGGAUAUACUAUGAACAAGCGAAAGUGGUGGAGAAUCCAAACCAUAGCGCCCCGUGGUGUGCUGUUCCAGGAGGAAUAUCCUUCUUCCCCAAGGAGCUCCUUCGUCCACCUAAGACCUGGGCGCGUACAAUGGGCAACAUCGUGUUGGAGGUUGAACAUGGGAGCGGAGGACAUUUUGCUGCGCAUGAGAAGCCCCAUGAACUUGCGGCAGAUCUACGCGCGCUGUUUGGCAAAGGCGGCCCUGCGUUCGGCGUGGUGCCCGGUAAGGUUGGCUACGACUGAGCCUUGCGUGCCUAUGGUUCGCAAAGCACCUGGCAUCUGUUGCAUCCACUCAGCUAUAUACGGUGUUCGUCAAUACACAUUUGUGUCAGUUCCCUUCCUCCCGCCUCCCAAUCAUCGCAACACAUCGACAGGAUGACAAUGUCGAAUCCGCCUUGUCCGGGACACGGAUCGCCCUUGCGCGGCGUGUGACCCAUCCUAUCCUUUCUAAUGUAAGCCCAGCGAUGCGUCCCCUCCAUCUUGAACCCAAGCUUUGUCGCGACCCGAAUAGAGGCUACGUUGUCCGAAUGCGCACCCCACUGGACACGUCGCAAGCCAAGGCCCGGAGGGGACGCAGUCGGGAGCUCUAGGCAGUACUUGAGGAGGAUCGCCGUUGCGUUCGAUGCGAUCUUCUUGCGCUGGAACUCGGGGAAAAUGACCGCGUACCCGAUCUCGGUGGUGAGUUGGGCCCUCGACGUGCGGAUGAGGCCGAUGAGGCCGGCGAAGCUGCCCC
Molecule: messenger RNA, 1696 nt
Organism: Fomitopsis serialis
Lineage: Eukaryota; Fungi; Basidiomycota; Agaricomycetes; Polyporales; Fomitopsidaceae
Product: alpha/beta-hydrolase
Exons: 9
Coding region: 1-1206 (401 amino acids)
Biological process (GO): epoxide metabolic process
Molecular function (GO): epoxide hydrolase activity
Source: RefSeq, a predicted model, not a curated record